AGGGGUUGUAACAGUGGGAGUGUGUGUAGGGGAUGAAUCCUGAAAAAGAAAUAAAUAAAUAGGGUUUGGACAACGAAGAGUGACGUGGUUGUGGGUAGCGGCAGGGGUUGCUUUGGGGAAGUAAAUAAGGAAAAAACCUAAGGGUAAAAUGGUAAGAGGGAAAAAGAAACAGAAACAUAUGAAUGGAAGGGGAAGCAAGACGAAGGAAAAACCCUGAUUAUAGUGGAGGUGAGGGAGAGAGUGAGAUCUGUGAGAGAACAGAAGAGAAGAGAAAGAAACAGUGUUGUUCGAUGUUCAUUCCAUUCCUCUGAGAUUGCAGAGAAUCUAUAUAUGUGUGUAUCGUAAAGGUAUCUAUCGGAGUGAGAGAGAGAAAAUCUGGGUGAUGAGGAUCCGCAAGAACGCCAAGCUUUCCCCUCUUCUGUUCUCGUCGUCGUGCACUGUAGAAGGUGGUUCCGUUCCGGUGGAGACGCACGUGUGCCAGCUGAACCAGUCGCCAUGGGAUGUCAUCCCCUUUCAGUAUGACUCCUUCCAGUUCGACCACGCCACCGCGCCAAACGACAAUGCCCAUUCCUUCGCCGCCGUUCAAAGCGUCUCUUCCAUGAAAACGGAACGCGCCUCGGUGGUUGACGACGAUGAUGAUAAUGAUAAGGUGGUGGCGCGGCUGGACGCCACUGUGUUGAACCCUUGCCAAGGGAUUGACGAGAAGGGUCGGGCAUGUAAGAAUGAAGCCAAGCAAAGGCAAUCAUUCUGCGAGCAGCAUUUGUCUUUGUCUCAGCUGGCUUCCUACACCAGUAAGAAAUCGCAAGGUGGGACUCGCCGCGUGAAGACUCGGGGCGCGGGGAAGAAGGCGGCGGGAACGGCUGCGGCCAGCUCGAACCCGUAUGAAUUCUACUACUAUUCUGGGUUCGGACCAUCGUGGGGGAAACGAAGGGGCGAUAGGAACGGGGAAGGGAGCAAGAAUAAUGCGGUUGGGAGUGAGAAUUCGAGGAUGGCGGAGUCGGGUGGUGGCGGUGAUGAUAAUGCGGGUGGCGGUGAAGUUGGUGGUGGGUCGGUUUCGGAGAUGGAGAAUGAGGGGAUUAUUGAUUAUGUUUCGGAUGAUGAUGACGAAGAAGAGGUGGUGGUGGAGGACGAUAGUGGGAAGAAGAGAACGAGGAAGCCUGUGAAAGCAAGGUCGCUGAAAUCUCUGAUGUGAAGAAGCGAAGAUUGGAGUGAUAUAGUAAGAUCGAGGGUUGGGGUUGAAUGUGUUUUGUGAUUAUCGUAAUUUGUUCUUGUCUUUUUAUUAUUUUUAUUAGUAUUAUUUUGGGUUUUGUGUUGUUGGAAUGGGAUAUUUAGGGUUAUGAAAAUAAUGAUGCUAAUUUUGGGUUCACAUGAGAAGGAGGAGUAGUAGGGGUGAGGUUAGCCUUGCCAACAUGAGGUUUUUUUCCAGUGUGAAUGAGGUGGACCGUAAAAACUCUGUAAUGGCUGUAUUCGUAAAUUCACUCUUUUUUAAUGUAUUUUUAUUUUUUACUUUAAUAUUUAAUAUAACUUAACUUUAUCCAGAA
This is a messenger RNA of Vigna radiata var. radiata (mung bean), 1541 nucleotides long. RefSeq lists its product as uncharacterized. NCBI's taxonomy places the organism in Eukaryota, Viridiplantae, Streptophyta, Magnoliopsida, Fabales, Fabaceae. The record is from RefSeq and is a predicted model, not a curated record. Bases 383 to 1192 code for a protein of 269 amino acids. The transcript has 3 exons.